UAAAAACCAAAUUUUAAAUAAAAAAGUAAUAAUUUUCUCUCAUUAUUAUUUUUAAAUUCUAAAUAUAUUGUAGAGCUUUGGAGACAAGGCGGACGCUGGGAAGAACCAAUAUCUAUAGUUGUUCGGAUCUGAGGAUUUUACAGGAAUCUAACAGAGGACUGCCAAAAUGGGGGGAGGAAUGGAGGCAAACAAGAACAAGUUCAUAGAGGAGUGGGGCGCUGCAAGAGAGAAUCUUGAGCACAACUUCCGUUGGACACGCCGCAACUUUGCCCUUAUUGGAUUGUUUGGCAUUGCCAUCCCAAUCUUCGUCUACAAGGGUAUCGUCAAAGAAUUUCAUAUGCAAGAUGAAGAUAACGGUAGACCGUACAGGAAAUUUUUGUGAGCAUCUAGUGAAAUGCUUUAGAACAAUGUUUUCAAGUGCUAACAGAGUUCCAUUUCCUGGUAUGAAUAUACUGUUUGCACCAUUAAAAUUUGUGUCAAAGUGAUGUUUACAGGCCAGUUUACUUUGUUUUGGAAUUGUACUUUGCCAUUUGCCAUCUAACUUUGCCCUUUGUAUUAAUUUUGUCCAUCUUGAUUCGUUUUAAUAUUGACACCAAGACUAUUGUCAUCAUAAAGAGUUUCGAGGUGUCUUUUCUCUUUGUUUAUGAGUAAAUAAAAGGAUAGAAAUUUGUUUCUUGUU
Humulus lupulus (European hop) is the source of this 679-nucleotide messenger RNA. RefSeq lists its product as uncharacterized. Lineage: Eukaryota; Viridiplantae; Streptophyta; Magnoliopsida; Rosales; Cannabaceae. The record is from RefSeq and is a predicted model, not a curated record. The transcript is spliced from 2 exons. The coding region runs from base 167 to 382 and encodes 71 amino acids.